This is a messenger RNA of Seminavis robusta, 2793 nucleotides long. NCBI's taxonomy places the organism in Eukaryota, Bacillariophyta, Bacillariophyceae, Naviculales, Naviculaceae. The record is from the annotation of a GenBank genome assembly.
AUGACGAAGACCGAGAAUCGCAAUGGCGGUGCAGUCGCCUUCGAGCUCAAUAGAAAGACGAAGACUUCCACAGUGGUAACAACAAGCGCAACCAUCAGCAGAGGAGAUGACACAUAUAGCAAUAGCAAUAGCAACAGCCUCACCUUUGACACCCCCAAGACCACACACAAGAGCACGCCCAACGCCCCUUCAUCGCCUGAAUCUGAUCUCACCUUUUCCCAGCGUUGGACACGAGCCAUUGAUUCUGUGAGAGUCCGUCUUUGUGGAUUCCUCAAGAUCAUUACUCACUCUGCCGCCACUCAUCCUUGGACUUACGUCAUUGGCAUUACAAUCCUCAGUAUUGGAUUGGUUGCUGCGGGACUCUUCACCAACUUUCAAGUGGAAACCAAUGGAGAUGUUUUGUGGCCUCCUAAGGGAUCCACCACCAAGCAACAUCAAAACUGGAUCGAAAAUGAAAGCAGCUUUUCACAGGAGCUAGACUAUAGUGUCAUUUACGUUCACCUAGAUGGAGCCAAUCUUCAAGAAGAUGCACUUCAAGCCGUCACUCGAGCCUUUGAAGUUCGCGACAUGGUACAAGCAUUGCCAGGAUAUACUGACCUUUGCGACAGCCCAUACACCGACCCUGUCACCAAUGUUACCAUGGAAUGCUUCCACCAUGGAGUCGUAGACUUUUGGUGGCAGUCCCUAAAAAUUUUCCAGCUAUCCGUGGAUUCAAAUGAUGAGGCCACUGUUGGCAUGUCCGAAAAUCAAUUCCCUUACGGAAGGGACGUCGACCCUGAUCGCAUUUACGGAAAUGCCAAAUACGACCAAGCAGGCCUAUUGACACACACUGAGGGAUACCGCAUUGAUAUGCUAUUUCCCCUUCGAGACGAAUCCAAACAAUUCGUGUCAGAACAAGUCGUUGACGCUGUCUUCCAAUUGCAGGAACAAUGGGAUGCACGAGACGUAAACAGUCCCUACAAGUAUCAGCUCGAAGUACUCCAAUCCACAUCAUUCGACGACGAAUUCGACAGAGCCGUCGCCAACGAUCUACCACUCAUGCCGGCUGCUUUCAUUGUCAUGAGCAUUUUCUGCUGCAUUGUAUUUGCACAAUGGGAUCGGGUCAGGUCACAAUCGUUGCUAGGAUUUGGUGCCGUUGUGGGGGUACUAUUCUCCGUCUUUACAUCAUACGGAAUUUUCUUCCUCGCCGGAGUACCCAUGACAUCUGCCACACAAAUCGUUGUCUUUGUCAUGUUUGGAAUUGGUCUAGAUGAUGCAUUCAUCAUUUCCGGAUCCUACAGUCGCACUGACACAAAAAAAGAUCCUGUCCAACGAGUGGCGGAUACCAUCGACGACAUUGGUUUGUCCAUUGCUCUCACCACAUUGACGUCGGCCUUGGCAUUCGGCCUGGGAUGCAUCAGCAGUAUUACCGCCGUAUAUUGGCUAUGUCUCUAUGCAUUCCCUACCAUCAUUAUCGACUUUCUAUACCAAAUCACAUUCUUCAUAAGUCUCAUUGUCAUUGACGAACGACGCAUCCAACGAAACAAAAUCGAUUGCCUCGUCUGCAUUGACGCUGGAAACAAAUACACGGAAAACCAAAAACAAAUUGAAAAUCAAGAAGCGCAAGACGAUGGCGACAAACCAGAACAACAGCUCGCGGAAAAGCCCAGCUUGUCCUCUCGCUUCAUGGAUAUGUAUGCCCGGUUCUUGCUGCGUCCCUUUGUCAAGGGGGUUGUCGUGUUGGCAUUCGCAGCCUUACUUGGAGCAUGCAUCUACGGAACUACACAACUGCGACAGGAGAUGGAUUUUAUUGAUCUUGUCCCGUCGGAUUCAUAUGUCAAAGACUAUUUUGAUUUCCUGGAUGCACAUAGUCCCAGCGUAGGCAUCGGUGCGGACGUCUACUUUCGAUUCGUGGACCAAUCGGACCCUUUGAUUCGACAAGAAAUGAAGGACUAUUUGCUAGACUUGGCCCAAAACGACUGCAUCCAAAAGGAUCCUCCCUACAUAUGGAUGAACGACUUUGACAAGUUUGUGGCCAAAGAUUUGGUAUUGAACAGAAGCAAUGCAACUCUGACGUUUAAUGAACAACUCGACGCUUUCUUGGAGGAUCCCUUGUACAAUAGUCUCUACGACCACCAUAUUGUACGCGACAAGUUCGGCAACAUUACCGCAUCACGCGUUGAUGUGCACAUGGAUAUUGAUUUGGGAGACUCCAGGUUUCUUCAGGAUCGCCUCAAAUUGAUCCGACACGUUGAAGGAGAACAACCCAUGAAUCAGGGAUUGGCUGGCCCUGACCAGAGAUGCUUCAUCUUCGAAGACACCAUGAAUAUGUGGGAGUUCUAUGCUGUUGUGCCGGAGGAAUUGACGUUUACCACUGUUGCUAGUGUGGUUGCUGUCAGUGUUAUUGGGCUGGUCUUUAUCCCGCACUGGACGGCAAUCUUCUUUGUCGUCCCAUCGAUCGUGACGGUCUACAUUGACCUCCUGGGCCUGUUGUACUUUAUGGGUGUUGCCGUGAAUCCCGUGAGCUACAUUACGUUGGUGAUGAGUGUUGGUCUCUUGGUCGACUUUGUCAUGCACAUUCUGUUGCGGUACUAUGAGUGCCACGGACCCCGAGAGGAGCGUGUUAAGGAAACCCUGCACACCAUGGGAAGCUCCAUUCUGGUUGGAGGUAUUUCUACCUUUCUGGGUGUCAUGCUCUUGGCCUUUAGCACGAGCGAGAUUUUCAGGACUAUCUUCCGAGCUUUCAUUGGACUCGUCGCACUUGGAAUUGGUUACGGGCUUAUCCUGUUGCCGGUUGUCCUGUCCAUGGUUUGA